AUGAAGACUGACAAGCACGUCUCUUGCCUGGAGACACUCGCAGCAUCAGCUGGUCGUCUGACCAAACACACCAAGUUUGUGCGGGACAUGAUCAGGGAGGUCUGCGGCUUCGCACCCUAUGAGAGACGUGCCAUGGAAUUGCUGAAGGUUUCCAAGGACAAACGUGCUCUGAAGUUCAUCAAGAAGCGGGUUGGCACUCACAUUCGGGCCAAGCGAAAGCGGGAAGAGCUCAGCAAUGUCCUGGCAGCCAUGAGGAAAGCUGCUGCCAAGAAGGAUUGA
Molecule: messenger RNA, 279 nt
Organism: Chaetura pelagica (chimney swift)
Lineage: Eukaryota; Metazoa; Chordata; Aves; Apodiformes; Apodidae
Gene: RPL36
Product: ribosomal protein L36
Exons: 3
Coding region: 1-279 (92 amino acids)
Biological process (GO): cytoplasmic translation
Cellular component (GO): cytosolic large ribosomal subunit; ribosome
Molecular function (GO): structural constituent of ribosome
Source: RefSeq, a predicted model, not a curated record